Messenger RNA from Sardina pilchardus (European sardine), 1424 nucleotides. It is a transcript of the gene lenep, whose product is annotated as lens epithelial protein. The transcript has a single exon. Gene Ontology annotation, biological process: multicellular organism development. Lineage: Eukaryota; Metazoa; Chordata; Actinopteri; Clupeiformes; Clupeidae. The record is from RefSeq and is a predicted model, not a curated record. The coding region runs from base 268 to 459 and encodes 63 amino acids.
CAGGAGCCCAAAUGGACCAACGGCAGCCGAGUGUGAACUGCACCGAGUCCCACGUGCUGCGGAGAGCCUAGCGGGACGAAACAGCAAAUCAGAAAGAGGACCCUGACGAGACCCCUCUGUAGGUAUAUAUUAACCAAGACCCAAGGCUAGACAAUCCCCCCCUCGUAAACACACGCAGCCAUCCAGCAUCCCCCUCCUGCCUGUCUGUUUUUCUGCACUGCGCUGGAGAGCCCCCAUCUCAUCGCCACAGUGGAUCGCUUGUUUGACAUGCACCCUCAGCGCCCCCUGCCCCAGGCCAUGCCCUCCUCUCUGGGGCAGCACCUGAGAGACGCGGCCAUGGGCCUGGGGCGCGGGAAGAACCUGCUGGGCGGGAACAUCGCCUACGGCUUCAUCCAGUCACUCAAGGAGUGCCUCUACUUCCUGCUCUGCUGCUGGUGCAUCAAGGAGAUCCUGGACUGAGCGAGGAGAAGAGAAGAGAUAGGGGAGGACGGACAGGUGCACGCACGGGCCAGGGAAUUGGCUUCACGGCUUUUUGAUUUUUUUAUCUUUCUCCUUUUUGCCAUUCCGUCUUAUUUAUGGGUACUCGGAGAGGUAAGGGUGGUGCUUCUAGACUCUAGAAGACCAAUAGUGGCCUUGGCUGUGUGGUCCACUGAACAAUAAGGAAAUGCCUUCCUGUGCUGAGAUGAUCUAGUAACCUUACCCUACUAGAAAGGACCUUUUUAGUGUCUCAACUGAGCCGUGGUAAGAGAGAUGCUAUGACUUUAAAAACAGAAAUAUAUCACAGGAGGAACUGUAUUUUGGCUGGGGCCUUCGUUAUGGAUAUGUAGUCUUGAGACAUGACUAAAGGACAUUUCUUAUGACAUACUUUCAAGUGGCUUUGAAUGAUGCUUAAUAUACCGCACAGAGAUUAUCAGAGGCAGGAGAUGCAUCCAACUGCAGGCUGGGUCUCCUCAGAUGCACACAUCCUCUAUAACAGUCGACUAGUGUCCAAGUCCAUGCCUGUAAUAAAUACAAGACUGUAAAAAAAGCAUUUCAUGAGUUGAGUUCUGUUUGCCUAUGCAAACAGCAGUGUGUUUAGUGAGGUCACCAGAUCCAGUGUUUGAAAUGGGACAUUAUGAACACCAUAGUUAAACUUGGACUACAUUUUUGCAUUGACCUAAACACUGGAAUGGACAGGGAUAUUAUCCUUACAGUGAAAACUGAACUUAUAUGAGGGCCUGAAGGCCUGAAGUGCUGUGCUGGCUGCUCUUCAUAAAUCACAACUGGACUUGGCACCUCUUGGAUGGCAGCUGUCACUCAAACCGAUUCCAGUAAGCCUACUGAUGUAACCAAGUUAAGGAAACAGCCUGGCAACAAACUAGACUGUGCCAAAAAUAAAACAAAUGUAUCCAAAAAUAAAUAAAAACAACUGUUUUUGAAAAUUA